UUUACCAGAAACAGACAUUGCACCUUGCCCAGUGGCCCAGGUGGGGUGAUAUCAGAACUUCCCCAGUUUCUAUGUCAACAUUUGCCUUAAAGAGAGUUCUGGAGAGACCACUAUGUCUGCUCUGACAAAUGUUCUCCUUGUGGGCUUCCUGCUGCACAGUGCCCAUUGUAAUGUCUUUAGUGUCACUCUGCCAAAACGAGUGGAGGCUGUGCGUGGAUCCUGUUUGAGAAUACCCUGCUCCUUUACAAUCAGGGAUGAGUAUAUUACAAACCUGAACAAUAAAUGUAGAUCAGAAUGGAGAGAUGUCAGCAAUGAACAGACAAAAUACAAUUCACAAGACCAACAACAGGAGACUUAACCCAGAAGAACUGCACCACAACAGUGUAUAACAUCACUGAGGACCAGGGGAAAGAAGCUAACUUUAGACUGGACUGUGGCAAACCUCUAAUAUGGACAUUUAAAGAUAAAACAAUGAAUAUUAAAGUGAAUGAAGCUCCGCCCACCCCUACACUGACUCCGCCCUCUGUGAGUGUGAGUGAGGGGCAGUCAGUGAGUGUGCAGUGCUCUGUUCCUGUCCCGUGUCUGUCUCUCCCUCCCACUCUGACAUGGAGCCCUGUCCUGGGGGACAUUCAGGAGACUCUGCAGGAGCAACUGGACAAGACCUUUGUCAAAGUGUCCACUCUCACCUUCACUGCUUCUGACUAUAAGACAAAUCUAUCAUGCUCUGCAGUCUACAGCAGGGAAAAUGACACACAUGUGUUGUCUCCUAGUGCACAAAUCACUGUUGAUAUUACAUGUAUGUUACCUGUUGUCAAGUAUUUACAAUUAAAAUCAUUUUAAAAGGCAAUUUAAUUUUUUUCUGAGCAAUAUCAGUGCUGCUAAUACAAAAUGUAAUAUGAUAUUUGUUUAUGUUAAAGUGAAUAUAAGCUAUGGUUGUGAAAAACUGAGAAAGAAAUAUGGAUUAUGCCUGAUUUUUUUCUAUCAUCCUACUCAGAUCAACCCAGAAACACCAGAGUGACAGUGAGUCCCUCUGGUCCACUGACAGAACACAGUAAUCUGUCAGUGAGCUGCAGCAGUGAUGCCAACCCAGCUGUACAGCACUACCACUGGUAUAAAACUGAUGGAGGAACUCACACUCUGAUCGGAAACUCAUCUGUUUUAAACAUGAAAGCCUCCAGAGAAUACUACUGCUAUUUUCUGUCAGGCUCAGAAUGAACUUGGGACUGAGAACUCUACUGUAGCUGAGCUGAAUGUACUCUUCCCUCCACAGAUUGUGAGCUCUUCAAACUGCACUAUAGACUCAGUCAAGAUGAGGUGUGUGUGUGAGACUGAGGGGAACCCCAUUCCCCUGAUACAGUGGAGUUUCCCAGGACUCUCUCCAAACAUCUCCAUCAUCAGUGAGCCUCUGAGUGACAAAGCUAUAAGAAGCGUCCUCACUGUUAUUAACCCACAGUGGAGAGAUCCAGUCACUUUGGUUUUUCACAGCAGAAACUCUCUGGGAUCUGACAGACAAAGAUUUGAACAUGCGCUUAAAUCUCCUGAAAAGCAAAAGGGACAAGAAGAUGUGGUCACUCCAUUGUUAAUCGCGUCAACGUUCAUUCUGAUGGUGCUGGUGUUGGUGCUUUUCUGUGUGAUCAGAACCCUGAUUGUCCGGCAUAAUAAGCGCCAGUCUUCUCCAGAGACCACAGAGCAGUUGCCAGAGAACCAAGACAGUGGGGUUUACUCUGUGAACAGGAUGAAAAAAAGCAUCAAGAGGACGGAGCAAGAGGCCAGAAGUGAUGCAGAUCCCUCAGGCAGCUCCUACCUGAAAGAGCAGAGGAAUAUUGGGGGAGAAAACAGACAAAUCAUUAUCAACAAGGAAGCAGAAUGUGUAUAUGCUCAAGUUAAAUUUAAACCCAAAACACAUACUAACCAGUAGAGGACAAUAUAAUAAAGUAAAACAGGAAAAGUGCUUGUGGUCAAAUAAUAAAAUAAGGUUAUUUUGUACAAAAAACAUCUUGAUCACACAGAACCAUAUUGCUUAAAACUUUUAGAUGUACCUUAAUAAGUGAGAUCAGUGAAGAGUAGCUUUGUUAUUACAGUUAUAGAGCAAUUGUACUUCUUUAAAAGUGCACUAUGUAACUUUUCUGGUGGUGGGUAUGUUACCUGCUUGUUUCCAUGGAGAUAUUACAGCUUUGCCAGAAAUAUUUCAGUGUGGCAUAAAACUUGUCUGUCUUGCAUUUAUUUAAUUACAGUAGUUUUAUUACCCAAAAUUAUCUUGAAAAAUGUGCGUUCUUAUUGUGAGGGGCUUGCCUCACCGUAGAUUUGACCUGUAACUGGUGGCAACAUCUGCUUGUGUCUAUGCGGAGAAUCAGGUACUAUGGAACAUUCAGCAAAGUGACAUCUCCAAGCUGAUGAUGGACUCUCCACCAGAAAAGUCUCAUAGUAUAUCUUUUAAAUGACAUAAUAUGUUCAUUAAUGUUGCUAAUGUGCUGAAAUAUGCAGGUAUCAAAUGUUGACAAUAAUUAUAUUAUGUGUGUGUGUAAUGAUGACUCAGUGUUGCAGAUGUAUUGUAUAAUAAUCCAUAUAAUAAAUGCUUUAACAAUA
Boleophthalmus pectinirostris (great blue-spotted mudskipper) is the source of this 2586-nucleotide messenger RNA. RefSeq lists its product as uncharacterized. Bases 1310 to 1918 code for a protein of 202 amino acids. NCBI's taxonomy places the organism in Eukaryota, Metazoa, Chordata, Actinopteri, Gobiiformes, Gobiidae. The record is from RefSeq and is a predicted model, not a curated record. The transcript has 7 exons.